Messenger RNA from Aplysia californica (California sea hare), 1380 nucleotides. RefSeq lists its product as uncharacterized. Lineage: Eukaryota; Metazoa; Mollusca; Gastropoda; Aplysiida; Aplysiidae. The record is from RefSeq and is a predicted model, not a curated record. The transcript has 2 exons. Bases 162 to 575 code for a protein of 137 amino acids. Gene Ontology annotation, molecular function: hydrolase activity, acting on glycosyl bonds.
UUGUGUUGUCUUUGCAAAGCCAUGUAGAAUUCUAGGAGUUUCUGUUUUGCUGUUGCAAUAAGAUAAAUAUAAGGAGAGGUAUAUGUAAUGAACUCCACUCAACAAACACAUUCGUCUUUGGGGCACCUGGUCGUCUCUUCUUUGUCGUUAAACCCCACAACAUGGGAGCAACGAAAGAGGGACUAUUGCGCAGGAAAAUCCAAAUCGUGAACUUACCAGUCUUCACUGCUAUUUUUGUUUUGGUUCUUUGUAAUGGCGUAGUAACAAGAGCGGCCGUGGAACUGAUGAAGAACCCCGGGUUCGAGAAUGGAGUUACGUCAUGGUCCCAUGACGGGUUCAGCAUGGUCACCACAACAGAGCAGGUUCAUGAAGGACGAGUGGCCGUCAAAUGUACCGGCAGAACUCAAUCUUGGAUGGGUCCUGCACAGGACAUUCAGAUCUCCAGAGGCAAACAUUACGUGUUCAAGUCUUACAUUAAGCUCAUCAAUGACCUUCCUGGGAGAAUGUUCCAGAAAGCCGGUGUGAAAAUCAGCUUUACUUUGAAAGACGGUGUGUUUUUCAUGUCAACUGUUUGAAUGUGUUUUUCAAAGACUUCCACCGAAAAUGAGACUUAAUUAUCAUUAAUUGAAAUGCAUCCAAAUAUGUAAGCAUAGGUCUAAUUCGUCUUUGUUCUGUGCAUAUACGAUCAUUAGCACAAAGCAACGUUAUACAAACCAUUCGGCCUAACGUUUUCUCACAUAGAGCAUUGUGGUUAUAUACAAUCUUUGUUUGGACUCACAAAGACAAGUAUGAAGUUGUUCCUAGCCGUCUUUUGAAUUCUACGUUUUGAGUACAGACCUAAUCUUAAGUUAUAUGUAUUCAAAUCCUAUCUAAACUCAUUAGUAUUAGGCAGAAAUCAUGCUUUCUGAUACUAAUCUCUUCCAGGUUCCAAGAAUUACUUCCCUAUUUGCUCCCGACCUUACCUGACAACUGCUGACGGAUGGACCAUGCUGGGUGGUGACUUCAUACCUCCCAACUUUGGUAUGAAGACCUCCUCCCUGCCCUUCUCACGCGCACACAUUCCCAACACAAACACACAAUCACGUAUCAUACACACACACACAAACAAACACAAAGACCGACAUACAUGGAUACCUGGAUGUGUCAUCUCUGACUCAGAAGUUGACGUGUACUGACUCUCCAUCUUUCACGCACGCGAGCUGCCAUUGCACAUUCUGCUGUACCCAGGCCAAUUCAUGUUCUUAUGUUGUUCAUCCAUGGUAUUCUUUGUCUUAAUCUGGCUCUCCUGCCCCACACCCUUCCUUCAAACACUUCUUUCUCAAUGGUCUCGUGUCGUUUUAAGUAGCCAAAGUAUAUUAUUUUUCUACAUUUAAUUUUUAU